This is a messenger RNA of Penicilliopsis zonata CBS 506.65, 611 nucleotides long. RefSeq lists its product as hypothetical. The transcript has a single exon. Lineage: Eukaryota; Fungi; Ascomycota; Eurotiomycetes; Eurotiales; Aspergillaceae. The coding region runs from base 146 to 451 and encodes 101 amino acids. The record is from RefSeq and is a predicted model, not a curated record.
CGACUCUUUCCUCACGGCACCCAGAAGACGGCUGACAGCUUGGCUCUGGCUGCCGACUGUCUCGUUGAGGGAGGUGAGAAGCAUCUCUUCACCCCGAUGUACCUCAUGGUUGGGCGUAAGCCGGAGUAAUCUUCCAUGGGGUGGGAUGUUGUUUUCUCCUUUUUCCUCCUUUUUUUUAUUUUGUGAGCGACAUAAAAAUCAAGACGCGAUGAAAGAAAAAAUACUCGCCGGUCUUGUUAUUUUCGCUUCAUUUUUCUUAUGUAAUACAGAUUUUCCUUUGUUGCCUCCUUUUUUUCCUUUGUCAUCCUGCAUGCCAUGUCGGCGUGAUGUAUGUUUCGACUGUAUUUUUUUAUUUGGCCAUCAUGUCUUUGCUCCUCGGAGCAUCUCAAACGAGUCACUGGAGAAAUAUGGAGCUGAUGAUAUUGACUUUUCUUCGACUGCUACAUCUUAACCAUGAUAGAUAUUUUAAUUGAUUAUUAGAAUGAAACUGGCUAAAGUGAAGUAGAGAGAAGCUGGGUUCACAUCGAUUUGGUAUAUUUGUAUAUCUGUUGUGCAUCCCGAAUGGUUUAUAUGCUAUUAAGUAUAAGCCGUUGUGCGAUGAAUAUGUGCAG